GAGAAGGCGAAGGAGGGCGCCGAGGUGCAGCGAGCCACCCAGCGCGGCUGAGCAGGAGGCGCCGAGGAGAUCCUGCCUGCUUCCCGGACGCUCCGGGACAUGGAGCCCAACAGUCCCCGCAAGAUCCAGUUCACGGUGCCGCUGCUGGAGCCUCAUCUCGACCCAGAGGCGGCGGAGCAGAUCCGAAGACGUCGCCCGACUCCCGCUACCUUGGUCCUGAGCAGUGACCAGUCAUCUCCAGAAAUUGAUGAAGACCGUCUCCCCAAUCCUCUGCUGAAGCCAGGGCUGUCGAUGUCACCAAGGCAGAGGAAGAAGGUCUCCCGCACCACGCCCACCAUGAAAGAGCUCCAGCUGAUGGUGGAACACCAUCUGUGCAAGCAGCAGGCAGACGAGGAAGAUGUCAGCACCGGCAGCCAGGAGCCUCACAGUCCAAGCUGCUGCCCUCAUGCCAACUCAGACCCUGGCCACAGUCCCGGGAGUUGCCCUUUGGCGCAAGCGCACGCCCAGCUGGAGUCCCAGGAGGAUGAGCACUCCGGCCCAGAGGAACAAGGAAGAGUCACGGGCGUUGGCUGCGCGGAGAGACCUGGCAACGUGAGGCCUGACUUGUCCUCAGAGAAGCAAGGCAUCCAUAUACCACCGGAGAGCUGUGUGGGGAAGGAGAGACUGGCCAAGGAGUGAUGCUCCCCUUCAGGCAUCCAAACACAGACGGGGCUUGGGCCUACUGGACGGAAUAUCACACAGCUGUUUUCUCUCUUUCCUUUUUAAAUGAUUGUGUUUUUUUAAGAUUUCAAUGGCUGUUCAGGUGUUUGUAAUGUUUUCCUUCUUUCUUUUUUUUUAAAUGAAAUGGCCCCAAGGCCGAUCAGUGAGGGGGGUGGGGUCUGUUCAAUGUUGGGUUUGGGAUCAGGUCACAAGUGUGAAGGAGAACAUGAUUCAGCCUGGAGCACUAGAAAGUUUUUAUCAUAGCUGGAGGAACCUCCAUCUUGUACCCCUUAAAACGGUCCUAACGUUAGACUGCAGGUGUUGGUUUGCAUACCUGAAGACUCUCUACCAUGCAAAAAACAAUUCUUUGCCUAUAUAAAAAAAAUAUAUAGAAAGUAGCUUUUCCUCUGUGCUAUAUAUGUAUAUGGUGGCAUUGCAUAGAGAAGCAUUCAAUCAUACAAGCUUCCACUUGCAGUCUGACGUCGCAUACCUCAUGUUCCAUGUGCUGUGGGAGAGAUCUAGGCCACUGGCUAGAAGAUUUUAUUUCCCGAGGCUCAGUUCUCGGUACUCUACGAUGGUGUUUUCAUAGCCGCCUGUUGCUUUCUGGACCUUCUAUUGCUCUCUACUGUAAUCAUGGCUUAGUGCAUGCUGGAAAACCCCACAGUUCUAGAAGGGAACAAAGGAGGAAAUAGGUGCCUAAGUAAGGGAGUCUUUUCUGCUUUUCUUCAGGGCUCGGGCCCUAUUAGUUGCUAUGGUUACUCUUCAGGCACUCACUUAUUCCAGUGUCAUAGUACAAGAAAUACCUUUAGUCAUCCACCCUCCUCAAACCUUCCUGCCUGUCAAGCGAGAGAAAUCCAGACAAAUGGCAGGUUCUACAUGUCCUUUCUGAUACACCCCCACCACCACCAUUGUUCCCAUCUGGCUGAGCUGCCCGAACUUUGGGAGUAGUGCCAUACAGCAGUGCCUUCUGAGAGGAGAGCAAUGAGUUUGCCUCCCCUGAAAACCACCCACAGGCCUCAUGAGUGUGUGCAUAACCUCCGAUAGGUGUCACGCAUGAAAAAUUGGUACACUUGUUUUCUGGGAUACAAGAGUAGCUCUUUAUAACACAGUAGCAACUGCUAAAAACAGCUGCCUAUCUUUCCUCUUCAUGCUAAACAUGCUAUCAGUAUUUUUAGGGCCGGCCCUACUGUUAAGUAGACUGAGGCAGUCGCCUCAGAUGGCCGCUGCUGGGAGGGGGCAGCAGCCAAGUGUUGUAGGAGAGAACUGUAGCCCAAGUGGCCUGCCCUAUGCCCACUAAGAAAGCCUGCUGCCAUCAGAUGUGGAGGAUGCUGCCCCAUUGCCAAUGUUGAAGAAAGAUUCAACUGCCAUCCUGUCAGCUUUUGUACAUGGAAUAGGAAGGGCUCUGCCUUGUUCUUCACCUCAGGCAGCAAAAUGUCUUGAGAUGGUCCUAAGUGUUUUAAAGUUUCCUGUUAUACCAGGAGUGGGCAACUUGUGGCCCUCCAGAUGUUUUGACCUACAGCUGCCAUCAGCUCUCACCACUGGCUAUGCUGGCCUUGGGCUGUGGGAGUUGUAGGCCAAACUAUUUGGAGGGCCACAACUUGACCAUCUGUCUUAUACAAUAGAAAACAUAGUCAAGGCUUUCUUGGCUCAGUACAGGAACUAAUUGGAUGCAGCCUACUACAAGGAGCGAAACGCAGAUAGUUGUUCAGCAGCUCUUGAGAGUGGCCUGGCACUGUGCCAUUGUUAACAAAAUAGCCCAGCCAAAAGAGGUGGCCACAACCUGGCUACAUGUCUAGGAGAUCACAGAAGUCCAUCUGCCUGUUUGUCAUCCAUUAUGUAUCCUUGAAUCAUUGCCAGAGUUUUACAUAUCUGGACCACAGUUCUGGACUCUGUCCCACCCUAACCCCCACCACACAUGUGAAUCCUGCUUCUUUUAUUAAACGGGUCAUCUUUGCUUUGCGAGUUCCCAAAUCA
This is a messenger RNA of Elgaria multicarinata webbii, 2673 nucleotides long. It is a transcript of the gene PPP1R1A, whose product is annotated as protein phosphatase 1 regulatory inhibitor subunit 1A. Lineage: Eukaryota; Metazoa; Chordata; Lepidosauria; Squamata; Anguidae. The transcript has 7 exons. The record is from RefSeq and is a predicted model, not a curated record. Gene Ontology annotation, biological process: intracellular signal transduction. Bases 100 to 678 code for a protein of 192 amino acids. Gene Ontology annotation, molecular function: protein phosphatase inhibitor activity. Gene Ontology annotation, cellular component: cytoplasm.